GGCGCCACGAUUCUCACCAGACAACCAGACAACCAUCCGCCGUUCGCUCCCUUCCACCUCAUCGACGGGAUCUGAGUAUUCACACUCGCUUCGCGCCCGCCCAGUCCCGUCUCGAAAUCCUCCCGACCUCCAAAUACAUGCGUCUGUGACGGUUGCGCGGCCAAUUCCCUGCUGUCUAGAUCGCCAACGCUGCCUGGCAGUGGCAGCCAUGGCAUCUUCAGCCUCGGCCUCCAACACUGUCAUCGAGUCACUGCCAACCCGGCCCCCAACUCCUCCUCGAGAUACCCAUCUCGAACCUCGCGUCUCUCUCAGAGCCGUCCUCGGCCGCAGCCCCUUCGACCCGCGACUGCAACUCUCCACGCCGCCGAACCCGAAUUCUCCCCUGUCGACCGGGGCAACCAAUUCCAACUCGCCCUCGAAACGGAUGAGGAAAAAGGUCGAAUGGUCCGCUCAUACCGAAUACAAAGAUCCGCCCGAGUAUCAGGAAGGCAGCAAGCUGAAUAGGUCAUCUCCCCUUUCGGGCCCUGCCUCCGUCUCGAAACCCAUCAAGGGCAUUCUCAAGCCCUCGCCCUCUCCGAAUCCCCUGUCCUCGUCGCUACACGGCAACCUCGAUGGCCUAUCAAGCCAAGCCAAUAUUGCCGAGAUGUUGGACUCAACAAUCAAGCAGCUUGCUGGUUCCGACCGGGACUCGCGCCUCGAUGCCUACAUGAUGCUUUCUCGAGCCCUCAAGGCCUCCAACAAUUUGCCCGAUCGGGUUGCCUUGCAGGACAAGAUGAGCCUAUUCAUGCAGUUCAUCCAGCGCGAUGUCAAGUCUAGGACCGAGAAUGGAUCUCCCGACAGCUCCCUCAUCAAUCACGCCUUAAACCUCCUCACUACCUUCCUACAUUUCCAGGCCAUCGCUUCGACGCUCACUUCCGACUUCGGAGUCUUCAUCAUCGAUCACUGCAUUCGUUCCUUCGACGACCCGGCCGUGCCCAAGGACCUCGUCCGCCAUUUGAUGCAAGUGGUUGCAUUCCAGUCCUUCUCCCACAAGGUCAUGACCUUGGAUCGAGUUGGUAGGCUGGUGUCCUCCAUGCACAGGAUCGAGGAUCGUUUGACGGGCAAGAGCAUCGUCAUGGGUCGCAUCCAAAUCUACAAGCGACUUAUCAAGCAAUCACGAAACCACAUGGUUGUCCACACAGACUGGAUGAUGGACAUGUUCACAGACAUGAUGAGCACCAUCAGAGACAUUCGCGCUCAGGCUGUCAGCUUGGGCGCCGAUGCUGGAUUCUCACUUCGAAAUGAAAAGCAAAUCAUGCGCAAAGCAACCGAGAUUUUCCAGACAAUGGACGGCGAAGAGACAUACAUCGAGUUCUACAUCCGGAAGCUCGAAGACAUGAUAAAGGAUAAAUCAUGUUCUUCUGCCGUUCCGCAAAUCUGGAGUGCCGUGACCUUGUUUCUCCGCUGUCCACUUGACAGAUGGCAAUACUUUGGCCCUUGGUUGAAGCUUGCCCAGUCUGCAUUUAACACAACCGAUACACAAACCAAACAAGAAGCGAAUUAUGCUUGGAACCGAUAUGUCUACCUUUCCCUCAUUGAUACAAAAACGGCGCCAAAGGCCCUUGGCCUACUGGCCCAACCCCUUGUGAGCCAACUACGACGGAAGGUGAACACCAAACAGGCCGACGAAGGAAUGAAGCUGCGCAGAGUUGUCAUUAGUGGUAUCUGCAAUCUCUACUAUUACGCCUUCCGACCAAGCCACGACAAUGCCUCGACCGAUACCGUUUGGGACCUUGCACUACAACCUGUCAUAGCACAGCUCAUCAACCUUGACGGGAAGCCUGAGACGCAUGGUGACUCCAUGAUUCAGGCCUCUCGCAUCUUGGCCGGCCUUUUGGAUGUUUCGACGCCCCGAGGUUGGAGGGAAGACCGUAUUCGGGAUAUGCCAUUGGUCACGCCCGAGGAUCUUCCUUCCAUCGACUCGAAAUGGACUCGUCGAAACUCCGACAAGGUCUUCCAGCUAGUUGGCCCGAUUUUGGAGAAGAAAUUCACCGAUCUAGCUAACAAGGAGAGUUUGACAUACAGACUGUGGCACGCGUUAGUCGGGGCCAUUGCGGCUGCUUCGGCGAAGGAUAUCAAGGUUUCUGAUGACACCGCCAAGUUCUUUGGCUGUGCCUUGGAUAUUCUCUCCAAGAUGUGGUCCAAGGGAUGUUCCGAGGGAGAAGAGUCCGUUAAUCCGAAAUUCCUGCUGAGUGUCAAGAACUUCGUCCACGUCCUCGUCAACAGCCUUGGACUGCUUCCCUUCACCGAGAAGAGACUAUCUAUGUCUACGGCAAAUAGAUUCGAACCUGCGGCAACGCCAUCCCGUUCCGAUCGAGUCGAUCCGUUACGGGGAAUCGCCCAAGCCCCUGUAUAUCAUCUCUUCUCUAUGCUCUGCUCCAUCCCUCCCGGUGUAGCUGACGACGAAACCCUUUGCGAGUUUUUCCAAUCAGUUUUCGAGCCGUUCUUCAACGAAAAGAGCACCAAGGUUCGCGUUGAGCUUAUCCGCGAGAUGCUCCGAUUAUUGCCCCGGGAUGCUCAGGUUCCCUUUGGCCCGUGGGUUCUAGCUGCAAAUAGCAUGCGUCUGACUUUGGAACAGACCAUUUCAAGCUCUAUCCCCCCCAGCAGCGAACGUUUUCUUGGCCCUGAUUACCGGGAGGUUGUGUCCCUCCUGGAACGUGGUCUUCUGUUCCACCCUAAUCUGCCGUCCUCAUCCUGGUUCUCGCUCUUCAGCUUCCUCUCAAACCACAUUGUCCAGGAGUGUGGCGAUGCUGGCCGCGCUCUCGGUCUUGUGGAACCUGUUGCUAAAAUACUCUUGGAAAACUUCUUCAAAGCCACAGACAAGCUCGACAAAAGGGCGCUCACUCUGACGACGAUGCUCUUCAAUGUUGCAAAGCUACCCCGAGACCGCCAAGCUGUAGAGGCUGCCCGACGACGACUAUGGGGUGCCCCCCAGCCAUACCAGAGCCUGAAGUUUCUUUACGACAGUUCGGCAAACUUGGAUAAUGAAACAUCUGUGGCCUCUUACAUUGACACUAUCAAUGCAUUUAUGAGUGCGUCCUUGUUGCAAGCGGGGCUCAAGACCCUGUCCAAAUUGCAGGAUGGACUAUGUUGGUGGAUUCAGGAUGAUAAGGCUCGGUUGAAAUUGAGUGACGAAUCUCCUGUGCCCAUUGCAUUACGAGCUCUUUGGGAUACUAUCAAUCGCCAUCUGAUUUCCGUUGGCCGUCUGGAAAAUAAGGACCUUGGCCUAAUCGAGCCACUCAUUUCGGCAGGUUUCAAAAGCAAGCACCGCUACGUGGUGAACAAAAUGGCGGAGACCUGGAACACCAUUUUCAAAGAUGAGGAGAGCCUUGACUGCUCUGAUAGCCUCAAGGCAAUCAUAACUGCUCUGCGCCCCAAGGUGGAUGUGUCAUUUCCCGGCAUUGAGGAGUCAAGCGGCGAGUUCGGUGCUCAAGCCCAAUCAUUCAUCGGUUCCCAGGACGACCUAAGCUUUAUUGCUCUCUCUUCUACCAAAUCAGCUGAGCGGGCGACCCCGCCAGCUGCGUCUUUGUCAAAACUUGCCUUUCAAGGACCGAUGACUAGGAAGCGUCGGAGAGAAGGCACUCCUGAUGUGAUGCAGGUCAAGUCAAUGAAACGAAAGAGCACACCUCGUUUACGCCACGACAACUCACAGAUCCAAUUUGCACCAAUCGCACCCUCAUCUCCUCUGGCGGACGAGUCUCAACAUCUCACGGAGAGACAGAAGGAGGUUCGACAGCGGCAGCGAGAGAACGCUGGGGCUAUUCCGGGUGUUAGGACUAGCCCCAGAACCCGUUCUCGAACUUCUCUGGCGGAGAAAUCCAAAGCAACUCCUGUCAGCACCAGGACACGACACCAAGAAUCGACCCCCGAACGCCCGGCGUCCUACGAAGAGUUUAUCAGCUUAACCCCGACCCCACGACGGGGACACGCCUUGCAGAUGGAAGACUAUAACGACCCUCCCUCCUCACCACCACCAGAGCCAAGACCUAACCCGCUGCUGUCCGAGAUUCAAACGCGGUCGAGAGCACGGAGCUCCUUGGAGAACUGGGAGUUUUCAUCACCCCCGGGAACGCCUCCGACUAGUCAUCAGCAAGCCGCCCGCAGCCUUGAGGCCCUUCCGAUUGGCUCCACUAAAAGAAACACCAGAAGACGAAGCCGUAGGAAGACCAGAUCCAGCUCUCAGUUCAAUCCGGAAGUCAUUCCCUCAAGUGUCCCUGCAGAAGAAGAGAUACCGGUUGCUGUCGAAGAACCUGCCCCUUCAAUUCCAGAUGAAAAGAAAGAAGAACCCGUCGCGGAAGCUCCAUCCACACCGUCUCGUCGAGCUACACCGCCUGAUAACAAGGUGGAGGAGACCCCCAAAUCUGGAGACGAUGAAUAUGUGGAUGCGAGAAGCAGCCCCGAAGAGCCACCACGCGAUGAAGCCCCUGCUGCGGCUGAGGAGUUGGUUGAUAUUCAGAAUCAUGAUUCCUCCUUUGAUCUUAGCGAGGUCGACGAGAGCAGCAUGAUGAGACUGGUCGUUGAGCUUGAGUCGAGACAUUGCAACUUGCCGUUUCAUAAGUUCAAUUCUACUUCUCCUCCGAAGAAAGCAAGUCAACCGAAGACCGCAAGCACCACACUCCAUCCCGAUUCGUCACCUGAGAAGGAAAUGGCUAGGAAGGUACGGUCCAGAUCCCCCGUCAUUCCAUCCACACCCGCGAAGCCAGAACUGGAGGUCUCAAGCCAGAGCCAGCCCCAGAGCCAGAGCCAGCCCCAGAGCCAGAGCCAGAGUAAGAAGAAGAGGAAGCGGCCUGCUGCGUAUGCCGAAACUCGUAACAAGAGGAGGCGAUCCGUUGGUACCGUGGGGCAUGACCAGGGUGACGAAAGCCAGUCAACAUCCUUUGAGGAGACCAACUCACCAGUCCCGACUACGCGGCGCUCGUCUCGGCGAAAUGCAGGGAUGAAGAGUAAAAAGCAUCAAGGCAAGGAUACCCAGGGCCCAGCAGUGGAGGAGCCCAAGCAAGUGGCACCCAAGGAGGUGGCCUCAUCUGAUCGAGUGGAUGGGCGUGAUUGCGGGGACACGGAUGAGGAGCUCAUGUCACAACUAGUGACAGAGUCCAAUGCGGCCUCGCAAUCACAGCAUGAAGCGGAACCCGAGACAGGAAUCCCGAUUGCGAAUGACCCCAUGGAGCUUGACGCCGUUGGGGAAGAGGAACCCCAGGCCGAGCUGCAGGAGAGCGCAGGGGCUCCCCACAGCGGAGAAACCGAGAAAGAAGCGAACAAGACAAACACCAUUGUGGACAUUCUCCGCGGCGGCCUAAACGAGCUGCGUGGGGCGGCAUUGUCGCGUGAUGAGGUAUACCAGCUGGAGGAUAUGUUGAUGGAUAUGAAGCGGGAGUUGUUUGAGGCCGAGAGGCGAGGAAGAUAGUGACAUGCCUUGGAUGUAUUGGUUACGGUGUCGAGGUAUUUUGAGAGGGAUUGUAUACCACAAGUAUACUUGUACAAAGCACUUAGCCCGCGGUCUUGUCACUGCAUCAUCUCACGAUGGAAGCUGGCUACACAUGUACACACAUCACAGACACAUAGAUACAACAAAACAAACAAACGAACAAACAUUCAAACAUAUCCAUCUAAAAUGGAGUUGUUGUUAUUUGCACGUAUUGGACGCAUAGCUUCUGGACGGGUGCUUCGCCCAUCAUUAAGUUUGAAGUAUUAUCCCUAAAGACUGAGAAUAAAUAAAAAUAAAUCAC
Ilyonectria robusta is the source of this 5765-nucleotide messenger RNA. RefSeq names its product Rap1-interacting factor 1 N terminal-domain-containing protein. NCBI's taxonomy places the organism in Eukaryota, Fungi, Ascomycota, Sordariomycetes, Hypocreales, Nectriaceae. The record is from RefSeq and is a predicted model, not a curated record. Gene Ontology annotation, cellular component: nucleus. Gene Ontology annotation, biological process: telomere maintenance. Bases 209 to 5443 code for a protein of 1744 amino acids. The transcript is spliced from 3 exons.